This is a messenger RNA of Gadus morhua (Atlantic cod), 2876 nucleotides long. It is a transcript of the gene mpp1, whose product is annotated as MAGUK p55 scaffold protein 1. Gene Ontology annotation, molecular function: protein binding. The coding region runs from base 494 to 1888 and encodes 464 amino acids. NCBI's taxonomy places the organism in Eukaryota, Metazoa, Chordata, Actinopteri, Gadiformes, Gadidae. The record is from RefSeq and is a predicted model, not a curated record. The transcript is spliced from 12 exons.
CCGCCCACUGCUGAAAACCCAGCAGUAGCGUCAUCGCUGUGCGUUCCGCUAUUCUACUUUAAUCUGCGCUCCCAUCCCCCCGUUAUGUGUCUUAAUCGGAUAUGGACCAACGAAACGGCCACCCUGGGGUGUUUAUUCGCUGACUUUUCAUAUUAAAUACGGUUGUAUUUCGGCCUCGUCCUAGUAGGGACUGGGACGUCAUCUCCUCAGCACGCCCCUCGGAGAAAUCUGCAGUGAGGUUUUCCCCUCCCUGACAUCAUCAUCAUCAUCCUCCUCAUCCUCGGCGGCUUAGCGACUGCUUUGUCAGCCGUGUUGCACAAGUUCCCCCCUUCCUCCUCCAUCACCACCUCCUCCUCCUCCUCGGACUUCAGACCCAAGUUGGCUGAUCUGAUCACGGCGUCUUAUCGCCGAUCAGCGCGUCUCUGCGGCUAUAAGUUCUCUGGACCUUCAUCAGGGGCCUCUUGGGUUCGCUUGACUUCUGGCCAACACGAAGAUGACGCUGAAGUCCAAUAAGAACGAGCCGACGGUGACCCUGGAGCCGAUCCCGGGGGUCCGCACGGCGCUGUCCGACCUGUACCUGGAGCAGCUGCUGCACAACAGACCCGAGAAGGCUGUAAUGCAGACGUCUGACCUCCAGGGGGCAGCAGUGUACACCAACGGAAGCUCCGCCAUCAACGGACCAGAGAUGAGCAGGAUGAGGGAGGUGGCGUUCGAGAAGAACCCGUCGGAGCCCAUGGGCGUGACUCUGAAGCUGAACGAGAAACAGAAGUGUACCGUCGCCCGGAUCCUCCACGGAGGCAUGAUCCACCGGCAAGGAUCUCUUCACGAAGGCGAUGAGAUCGCUGAGAUCAACGGCAGGAGUGUGGACAGCCAGUCGGUGGACCAGCUGCAGAAGAUCCUGAAGGAGACGAGUGGCGUGGUGAAGAUGAAGGUCAUCCCCAACCUGCACGGACGCUCACGGGCCUGUGAGAUAUACAUGCGGGCCCAGUUCAACUAUGACCCCGCCAAGGACGACCUCAUCCCGUGCAAGGAGGCGGGGCUUAAGUUCCAGACGGGCGCCAUCAUCCAGAUCAUCAACACACAGGACCCAAACUGGUGGCAAGGCCGCGUGGAGAGCUGCUCCGCCUCCUACGCCGGCCUCAUCCCCUCCCCCGACCUCCAGGAGUGGCGGGCGGCCAGUAAGAGCCAGGCCACGCAGGGCAGCCCCUCCUGCGGUCUGUUCUCCAAGAAGAAGAAGUGUAAAGACAAGUACCUGGCCAAGCACAGCUCCAUUUUCGACCAGCUGGACGUGAUCUCCUACGAGGAGGUGGUCCGGCUGCCCGCCUUCAAGAGGAAAACCUUGGUCCUCAUUGGAGCCCCUGGAGUAGGGAGGAGCCACAUCAAGAACGCCCUGCUGUCGCGGUUCCCCGAGCGGUUCGCCUACCCCGCACCACACACCACCAGGCCCCCGCGGAAGGACGAGGCCAGCGGGGAGGAGUACCACUUCAUCUCCAACGACGUCAUGACCAAGAGCAUCUCGUCCAAUCAGCUGCUGGAGUACGGCAGCUUCCAGGGCUUCAUGUUCGGCACCAAGAUCGAGACCAUCCAGAAGAUCCACGAGCAAGGCUGCAUCGCCCUGCUGGACGUGGAGCCCCAGACGUUGAAGCUGGUCAGGACAGCAGAGUACGCACCUCUGGUGAUUUUCAUCGCUCCCACCGACACGUCUGCUCAGACGGAAUCCCUGCAGCUCAUCCAGAAGGAGUCCGACGCCAUCUUGGCCACUUAUGGCCACUUCUUCGAUGAGAUCCUCGUCAACAACGACGUGGACGAGAGCGUGAAGGGGGUGGAGGAGGCCCUCGAGCGCGCCACCUCCACCCCGCAGUGGGUCCCGGUCUCCUGGGUGUACUGAUGUCUCUCAUGGGGGGGGGGGGGGGGACCUGGGGAGGACACCCCACCGUCAAGACGUUAGGGACACCUGUGGAUAUACUUUGAGGUAUUGUUGUCGUCACUGAGAUUUUAUCUUUUUUAUUUUUGUUUCACAAACGCAUCCAAAAAAUAGCAAUAGUUAAAUAGUGGUAGAUAUUUUUGAAGAAUAAUAAAUACUAAACAAGCGAAGGCCAGGCGGAGAGGGCUUUGGCUCAGCGAGCCGUCCUCCAUGUUCCGUCUGAAUACGACCACAACUGUGAACUGAAUCCCCUAGCGGGGUUUUAUCAAAUGUUUCUCUCACUUUAGUCAUUUCUCUCGUCUGUUUUCCUGUCCCCCUCGUCAAACGUUCCGUGAAUGACCGGGAUGAUGUCGCGUCAUGGUGUGUCCUGUUUUGUCGUUGAAAGCCAGCACUCUGAAGGCACUUUUAAAGGGCCGCUGACCACCGGGAAACACGUGGAUCCAUUGCAAGCCCUUCCAAAACGGUUCCACCUUUGACCUCACAGGUGGGAGUGUUCAACCACGGAGAGAGGAGCUGUAGUCAGCGGUCAAUGUCUCGUCAAACAUCUGGGCGAUCCCACUUGUGAUGUCAUAAAUGUAGGCAUUUUGAAACGGCUUGUUUCAGGAUCUACUAAUCAACCUCACGCCAGGUGGCAAAUAGGGGACCUUUAACACAGAUUAAAUCCAAAUCAUGUCUCUAAAUUAGCUCUAAAUAUACUAUACCGAACAACAAACAAGGAUGAUAUGUCUUAAUACCACUGAUUUAGCCAAUUUCCACAUGAUGAAUUAAAAACCCAGCAAUACAGCGGGCACUAAGUGUAAUUAGCAAAAACUGAUGGUGCCUCGAUGCCUCGUACCUCCUCUCUCGACCCGCCUGAUGUGGUUCUGGAGCUCUCUCGUUAGCCAAUGCUAGCUGUGACACGCUAGUGGAUGCAGAUCAUCCACUAGCGCUGGUUAGCAUUGCAUGAAACAAA